GGCAGCCAAGUGGGGGUCCGGCCCCCGGGGGGACCCCCCGGGGGGCCCCGAGCUCAGGCGGGAAGAGCGUCCCCGACGGGAAUCUCGACGACAGCGGGGUCCUGGCUCGUUGUGGGGACCCCCUCCCCUAAAGGCGAUGUAGGAGAAGGACGCGGGGGUGGGGCCCGCUCUGCCGCCGUUACCGGGAGGGGCGGGGCCUCGAGGGGGCGGGGCGUCACCGCCUGCCGGGACCGGCCGGUCCUCCCCCCCCCCCCCCGCCAGUACCGGAAGGGCCCGGCCCGGCACCAGCGCGUCGCCGCCAGCAUGAGCGAGACGGUGCUGUGCAGCACCCGGGCGGUGGUGCUGCUCUACGAUGACACCCACAAGCAGUGGGUGGCGGCGGGUGGGGGUCCCCAGACCCUCAGCUGCGUCCAGCUCUACCACAACCCCAGCGCCAACGCUUUCCGCCUGGUGGGGCGCAAGAUGCAGCCCGACCAGCAGGUGGUGCUGAACUGCCCGCUGGGGCGGGGGCUGCGCUACAGCCAGGCGACCCCCCAGUUCCACCAGUGGCGGGAGGCUCGCCGGGUCUGGGGGCUCAGCUUCGGGGCCCCCCGCGAGGCCGCCCUCUUCGCCGCCGCCGUGCUGCGAGCCCUGCAGGCGCUGGAGGAGGGCACCCCGCUGUCCUGGCCGGACCCCGAUGGUUUGGCUCCGGAGGAACCCGAGCAGCAGGAGAGGCAGGUGCUGGAGGAGCCCGAGCGCCGCGUGGCGGCUGCAGGCACCCCGGCCGUGCCCACUGGAGGCCCCCCGCCGCCUCCUGGCCCCCCCCCGCCCCCAGGGCCCCCCCCACCCCCUGGCCCCCCGCCAGCCACGGGGGUCCCACCGGCCCCCCCUUUGCCAGCGGCGACGGGUGCUGCUGGGGGGGCGCCCGGGGGGGGCUCCGGCUUCGCCGCUGCCAUCGCGGGGGCUAAACUCAGGAAAGUCGGCAAGGACGAGGCACCGGGUGCGGGGGUCCCCCCUGCACCCCCCAAGGGCGAAAGUGCCCGGGGGGGGGCCGGGGGGGGGUUGAUGGAGGAGAUGAGCGCCAUGCUGGCCCGACGGAGGAAAGCCACCCUGCAGGGGGACAAGCCAGUGCCAAAGAGGGAUGAGGACGUCACCAGCGACGAGGCGGAGCCGAGCACUAGGACCCCGGGGCAACCAGCGGAGCCCGUGCGGAGGCCCUGGGAGAAGGCUAGUUCCACGCUGCCCAGGAUGAAGUCGGCUGUCCCAGCUGCCCCCGCCGACCCCCCCGGCCCUGCUGAUGAGCCCGACCUCGAGCGAAUCAAACAGGAGCUGCUGGAGGAGGUGCGCAGGGAGCUGCAGAAGAUGAAGGAGGAGAUCAUUGAAGUGUUCGUGGUGGAGCUGCGGAAGCGGAGCACGCCCUAACUCCCCAGCCUGGGGGGGGGGACUGGGGGGGUUCCCCUUGUUCCCCCCCCCCCCCCAUUUCACCCCCUCACCGCCCUGUGGGGGGUGGGGCUCCAGGCCGGACCCCCCCAGGCUGUGCCUUACCGACUGGGAGGGACCAAAGCCACCCUCCCCCCACUGUGCCCCCCCUCACCGCUAGUUUGGGGACCCCCUUUUUUUAUACUGGGGAGGGGGGGGGAAUAAGAGAAGCCCCCCCUCCACCCCCCCGGGGUCUUUUUUAUGCCACUUUUGGGUUUUUUUCACCUUUUUUUUUUUUAUUUUAGAGGUGGGUAGGGGGGAGGUUGGGGGUGUCCCCCCCCCUCCCCUCCCCGAAUAAAUGCGGUUGUUUUGUACAUGAUACCUGUGUCCGUGACACCCGUGGGGACCCCACCCGUGGGGGGGGGCUUUGCUUUAAUAGCAUGUGCCAGCCCCGCCCACUCAUCCUAGCCCCGCCCCAAGCAGCUCCCCACCAAUCACAGCCCAGCCAGGGCUUAGGCC
Messenger RNA from Grus americana (Whooping crane), 1917 nucleotides. It is a transcript of the gene VASP, whose product is annotated as vasodilator stimulated phosphoprotein. Gene Ontology annotation, molecular function: profilin binding; SH3 domain binding. The record is from RefSeq and is a predicted model, not a curated record. Gene Ontology annotation, biological process: actin cytoskeleton organization; positive regulation of actin filament polymerization; axon guidance. NCBI's taxonomy places the organism in Eukaryota, Metazoa, Chordata, Aves, Gruiformes, Gruidae.